This is a messenger RNA of Xylaria bambusicola, 2490 nucleotides long. RefSeq lists its product as uncharacterized. Lineage: Eukaryota; Fungi; Ascomycota; Sordariomycetes; Xylariales; Xylariaceae. The coding region runs from base 488 to 2245 and encodes 585 amino acids. The transcript has 4 exons. The record is from RefSeq and is a predicted model, not a curated record.
CACCAGUGUCCGGAACACAGCCACGGCUCGUCAAUCUUCAAAAGGGUAAAAACGAUUCGAUGCUCUUGUUACGACGUACCCUAGAAGCCUGAGCAUAGUUGCUGCAACUAUUCUGUAUUACCUGUGUGAAUAACUCAUGGCGUCUGUUACAUGUCGGAAGUUCGGAACAUUAUACGUACAGUAGUCUCCCUUCACACUAAACACGAUCAAGCAUAGUUUUGGAGGAUUCAGCCGUCGGCAUCAUCCUAAGCCAGUGAUAUUCAACAGGGCUUCUCGAUGUCACAGUGGCAUCACUGGGACUAGCUGAAGAAAUGUGCACUUUUGCUUUUGUGCCUAGGUUAACUCCGCCACCUCCUCUCGGCCCCUAAUAUGGCCCGCGGCAUCUGGAGUGUUCUUAUCAUUCAGGAAUGGUGGCGUCGGGAGAAAUUACUCACAUCUGUAAGACAAUCACUUUCUGUGAAGUAUAUGAUGUGCACUUCAUGACACAAUGUUGGAACCCAAUGCCAUCAUUGGUAUCGUUGGUAGCUCUGUUGGGCUGCUCGUUACCGUGCUUGGACUGGUGAGUAGGUCAGUCGGAGUGCAUCGAUCUCGGCAACACAUAGAUGAAGUCCAAGAACAGAGAGCGGAUCUCAGACACAAGCUUCGCAGGGCUGAAGAUGAAAUCGGCAUACUCAGGGGAAUAAAUGCGGAAGGAGUUGGUAAUCUAAGGCGUGAGGCCCGAAAUUUGAUCCGGCACUCUCACGAGCAGAUCAAAAACUUUGACAGAUUUUACGACAGGUUUGAUAAGUCCUGGACAGUUAGGGGGUGGAAUUACGUUGCACUCUCUGCGGGCAGUGAUAAAAUCAGAAAAUACGCCAGACGUUUUGAGACGUACUCGGAUUGGAUCACCAUUGCUCGGCUCUCUAUCCGCUUGACCCCUGUCAGUGAGCGGGUAGCAUUAGGUGGUUCCGGCCUGUCCUCCGUGCACUGGAGAGAUGUCGAGCGCCUGAGGGACGAACUGGAUCGAGCUAGGCGAGCUGAUGAAGAGCAUCCCGGGAGAUUGCGGAAACUGCGUGUCAACAAGGGGGUCAACCUCAGGAGGCUUGAAAGGUAUGCCGAUGGUCUGGUUUUGAGGUUUGCUGGUUCAAACGCCAGUACAGAAACUUCCACGGAGAUUUACGAAGACCCGUCCGAGGUGAAUUCCCGAUAUCAUCCUGUGUCCGGCACCUGGAAACUUGACCGUGGACAUGAUCCGAGGAUCCGAGGAUAUCCGCCGGUCAAUUUUCCUAGGCAGACUGUCAUUAUACAUGACGACCGUGUCUAUGAUAUUCCACGCGCUUCGCAACAAUAUUAUCCUCCACUCCAUCGCUCUAGGCGGACCACUUCAAUGCAUGAUGACCACGUCUAUGAUUUCCCGAGCGCUCCCCUAAGCGCGCAAGCUUCUCUCAACAGUUCUAAAUCUAAUCCUAUCAGGGGUCAAAGCGGCCGGAGACUCCGGCACAGUCGAAGUCGAAGUCGGAGCGAGAGCUGGAGAGAAACUGCACAUCCGGUGCGUUCAGCAAGUGUCCGCUCACUAGGCUCCGGGCAUGACGGCGAUGACGAAAGAAAUGCAACCGUGAAACCUCUACCAGGGCGGCCCUCAAGUGAGAGACGUCUCCGUACCACAUCAAGUGACCGAGUACCGAUGAUGACAUCCGGACUUGGGCGAUCGCAGAGUGUAGAAAACAACCAUCGCUCUCCCCACCGCAGGCGGCCAAGCUCUCGCGGCAAUGAAACGCACAUACGUCCUCGCUCGUAUGACUCGGAGCGCAGUAGCAAUCCACAGACUCGGGGCCGUGAUACGCAUCAGCGCGGCUUUCAGGAUACACAACGCAAUUCAAGCUCAGCUUCUCGACACCGGCCGCAAUCAAGAUCUAGCCAAUCCUCUCGCCACACCGACGCGAGGCAGGGACAGCUAUACCGUGAUAAUGCUAACAUCGAGACCCGUCCUUCAUCAAUACGUCGCUCCUCAAGAUCGAGUAGCGCCAACGUGUCUAUUCAACCAUCGCACGACUCCGGCUACGGCAGUCUUGAUCCCGAUCGACAUUCCAGCAGCGCUUCAACCAAGUCAACGCGACGACGGAGCAGCUCGCGACAACCACAAAAACCACCGUCUCACUUCAACGGCGAUGAUCGCUCACGACCGCCUAUUGCUUUGGACAGAGCGGAAGAGGGGGUAAGAAGGGCAGAGGCGCGCAUCAGAAGGAAGAGCCGCGCAGUUUGGUGAAUUAGUUAUUUCGACGCGCAGGGUAACGAGAUGCGCUUCUCGUUCACCAUUAGGUACCAGCACAAUGAAGGUAGCAUAGUACAUGGGUGUUUAUGAUGAUCUAUGGUUUCUGGACUCCAUUUAUAGCAUUUCGACUUUGAUACCACCUAUACCAGCACAUAGCUACGAGAAACGACACGAAUAUAUGAUAUUUCUUUGUACGAUAUAAUUGUCAAUAGCAAAUUCUUACGAUAUCUCUACACGAA